This is a messenger RNA of Symphalangus syndactylus (siamang), 1625 nucleotides long. Its product is annotated as ubiquitin-like protein 7. Gene Ontology annotation, biological process: ubiquitin-dependent protein catabolic process. Lineage: Eukaryota; Metazoa; Chordata; Mammalia; Primates; Hylobatidae. The record is from RefSeq and is a predicted model, not a curated record. Gene Ontology annotation, molecular function: polyubiquitin modification-dependent protein binding. Gene Ontology annotation, cellular component: cytosol.
UGAGGGCGCUGGGCCCCUGGGCAGCACGGGCUAGAUGUGUGUCAGCUAAUUAGCUGGUCCCACUGGAGCGGUGAGGUCGCCACCGGAUAGUGUCCCUGCCCCAUUACUAGCGAUCUGUGACCUUGGGCCAGUGACUUUACUGAGUCUUGGUUCCCUCAUCCAUAAAAUGUGGCUAAUGCCUGCCUUAGGGAACCGUUGUGAGGAUUAAGUGAGACAUGAGGUCUCUUUGAAAGCAAUAAUGAUGACUAUAACAAGAACUUAUCUUGCUUUGCAAGAUUCUUCUGCCGUCAGAGUUUCUGAUUUAUUUUCUGGGGUUCCAUGUAUGCCAGGGAGAAAGAGAGAGUGCGAAAGAGAGAGGAUGUCUCUCUCAGACAGGCACCUGGCGGUGAAGCUGGCUGACCAGCCACUUGCUCCAAAGUCUAUUCUUCAGUUGCCAGAGACAGAACUGGGAGAAUACUCUCUAGGGGGCUAUAGUAUUUCAUUUCUGAAGCAGCUUAUUGCUGGCAAACUGCAGGAGUCUGUUCCAGACCUUGAGCUGAUUGAUCUCAUCUACUGUGGUUGGAAGCUAAAAGAUGACCAGACACUUGACUUCUAUGGCAUUCAAUCUGGGUCCACCGUCCAUGUUCUGCAAAAGUCCUGGCCCGAACCUGAUCAGAAACCGGAACCUGUGGACAAAGUGGCUGCCAUGAGAGAGUUCCGGGUGUUGCACACUGCACUGCACAGCAGCUCCUCUUACAGGGAGGCGGUCUUUAAGAUGCCCAGCAAUAAGGAAUCUCUGGAUCAGCUCAUUGUGGCCACCCCAGGCCUCAGCAGUGACCUUAUUGCUUUUGGGGUUCUCCAGGACAAGGACCUCUUCUCUGUCUUCGCUGAUCCCAAUAUGCUUGAUACAUUGGUGCCUGCUCACCCAGCCCUCGUCAAUGCCAUUGUCCUGGUUCUGCACUCCAUAGCAGGCAGUGCCCCGAUGACUGGGACUGACUUCUCUUCCCGGAGCAUGCCCUCCAGCUCAUACUGGGAUAUGCGAGGUGGCUUCCUGUUUGAAGGGCUCUCAGAUGAUAAAGACGACUUUCACCCAAACACCAGGUCCACACCCUGUAGCAGUACCCCCAGCUCCUGCCCAGCCUUCCUGGGGUACAGUGGAGCUGCUGGGCCCUGGCCCAUCACCCAGAGUGAGCUGGCCACCGCCUUAGCCCUGGCUAGCACUCCGGAGAGCAGCUCUCACACACCGACCCCUGGUACCCAGGGCCAUUCCUCAGGGACCUCACCAGUGUCCUCUGGUGUCAAGUCAGGUACGCCCAUCACCAGUGAUCUCCUCAGCCAAGUCCUACAGCAUGCCCUUCAGGCCUCUGGGCAGCCCAGCCUUCAGAGCCAGUGGCAGCCCCAGCUGCAGCAGCUAUGUGACAUGGGCAUCCAGGACGAUGAGCUGAGCCUGUGGGCCCUGCAGGCCACUGGUGGGGACAUCCAAGUGGCCCUGGAGCUCAUCUUUGCUGGAGGAGCCCCAUGAACUCCCUGCUUCUCCUGAACCCCCAGCAAGUUGCAGAGGCUGCUGCCUUUGGGAGGCACUCAUGAAGGUGCCUCCAUCUCUCCCUUCCCCAAUAUACCUGAUGGUCAACUCUCAAAAAAAAAAA